Messenger RNA from Mercenaria mercenaria, 4474 nucleotides. RefSeq names its product E3 ubiquitin-protein ligase MIB2-like. The transcript has 31 exons. NCBI's taxonomy places the organism in Eukaryota, Metazoa, Mollusca, Bivalvia, Venerida, Veneridae. Gene Ontology annotation, cellular component: cytoplasm. The record is from RefSeq and is a predicted model, not a curated record. Gene Ontology annotation, biological process: protein ubiquitination. Bases 163 to 4278 code for a protein of 1371 amino acids. Gene Ontology annotation, molecular function: ubiquitin-protein transferase activity; protein binding; zinc ion binding.
UAGGAACGGUCCUUUUGAAUGCGACUGUAUAUACCAUUUUGUUGAAAACCUGAUUAUCGCCCUUGGAAUACAGUUAAUGAAAACGAAAGUAGGGAAAAUAUUUUUUCCUCUCAAAGAGUUUCCCGUUAAAAUAUAUAAAGUCUAAAGGACGCUCAAUUUACAAUGAAACCUGGUAUUCGAGUCAUCCGAGGCCCAGACUGGCGCCUAGGCGACCAAGACGGUGGCCCUGGCUACCUAGGAACCGUUGUAAACAUUUUCCCAAAUAACAGCGUGCUUGUGAAAUGGGAUAUAGGAACAGAGACGGUCUGCAGGGCGGGACAGGACAGAGCCUUCGAUCUACGGCUUUAUGAUAAUGCUCAAAUAGGAACACAUCAGAAUGGAUGGUACUGUGAUGGUGAAUACUCGACAGAACGUGAUGGAAAGAAGCCGACUAUACACGGCUUCAAGUGGAAAUGUUUAGUGUGUAAAGACACAGAUUUUUGCACAGACUGUUAUAUGUCAGAUAUGAAAGGCUUUCAGCAACAGUGUGCGGAUACAAACCAUCCUUUUGUGAGAUACAUGACACCACGGUCUUUGGUUGUCCGGGUGCCCCCAAGAAAACGUAGCAAGAAGAUCCCUCUCUAUGGAAUCUUUCCGGGUGCAGAGGUCACAAAGAUCGUGUCAUCGUCUUCGGACAAUGAACAACUGGGAGUUGUAAAGGAAUUGAUAGACCUUCAACCUGAUGCCUAUCGAAGCGCAGUUAAAGUGGAAUGGGUGGGUGCAACACAAAAGAAAACAGAUGAAGGCGAACCUGAUUGGCCAAUAUACAGAAUAGGGGCGGACGGGAAGGUGGAGCUCAAGUUGAUAACACCUGCCUCCCCAGGAACAGUAUAUGUUGAUCAUUUGCCAGUCUUGGAUCUGACCAUGCCGGUGGAUAUAGAAUUCAAUGUAGGGGACAGAGUUCGUGUUGAUCUUAACUUAGAUACGUACAAACCUUUACUAACUGAAUAUGGAGGCUGGAUUCCAGACUUGGAGAGGGUGUUAGGUGAGGAGGGCACAGUGAUGGAGGUCAAGGACACAAACAGAAGAAUUGUUUCUGUUCGGUAUGAAUCUCUAGGUAUCACCGUCCGUGCCAUGUACAUGAAUGUGUUAACAAAGAUAUCCACUAUCUCGGCCGGGGAUACUGUGAAGAUAAUACAGGACCAGAAUAAAAUGAAGAAGUUACAAGUGGGCCAUGGUGGAUGGCAGCAAGCAUUUGUUUCUAUCCUUGGAGCUACUGGGCGUGUUGUACGCGUUAGCGACUCUAAGGACGCCAUUGUGAAGGUUGCCGGGGAAACAUUCGUUCUUAACCAAUCUUGUCUCGUCUUACAACAGCAUGCAGAGGAAGUAGCUCCAGUGUCGUCUGAUGCAGAUUCUCUGAAACGAAGCUUUAAAGCAGGAAGUUUCCGAAGAUCAGCCUCGGUUUCAGUACCGGAAGCAGCGAGGAGAACGAUACGAGCCGAUAUAUCUGUUGGGGUUGGAACACGUGUUGUUAGGGGUCCUGAUUGGAGUCCGGACUUUCAGGACCAAGAUGGCGGUGAAGGUCACGUGGGCAGUGUAGUGGAAAUCUGUGGACUGAAGGACAAUGGCAUGUAUCCAAAACAGUGUGUAGUUGUACAGUGGGAUAAUGGGGAGAAGAAUGUAUACAGGGCAGGUUAUGAGAAAGCGUAUGACCUGAGGAUCUAUGAUAAUGCUGGAAUAGGUGUCAAGCACAAUGUUAAGUGUGCAGGCUGUGACAUAGACACUGUAUUUGGAAUGUUAUGGACCUGCAGCGAGUGCCCGGAUGUUAACCUAUGCACGGAAUGCUACUUCAAUGAUAAACACGAGAUCAACCAUCAGUUUAUCAGACAUGACACCGUUGAUCGUUCUGAAGGGAUGCAGGUUCCAAAACGAGGUAUCAGUAGAACUCUUCCUGCCAUGGGGAUAUUUGAGAAAUGCAAGGUGCGCAGAGGCCCUGACUGGAGGUGGCAUAACCAAGAUGGUGGUGAAGAUAAAUAUGGCGAAGUGAUUGCGAUAGUAAACUUCAGUCCGGACACGGACCGAGAUGCGGCGGAAGUGACGUGGGAGAACGGAUAUACAAACGUGUAUCGCCUUGGCUAUAAGGGACGCCACGAUGUUGUAUGCAUAAAACCAGUCAAUGGAGGAAAGUUCUACAAGGAUCAUCUUCCAAUACUAAAACUUGAUCUAGAAGUCAAACCACCUGAAGCAUCUGCAGCAAAGAAAACUCCCACAAAGCCCCAGGUAGACGAUAGUGUGGACAAGGAAGCUGCGAGGUUCAAGGAAGGAGACAAAGUUAGGAUAGAGAUAGAUAUUGAUGUACUGAAGAUGAUUGAAGACAACAGAGGAGCCUGGAACGAUCAUAUGACAGAGUGUAUUGGUAAGACAGGAGUGGUGAUUGUUUCAAAAGGUAAUGACAUCACCGUGGACUUUGAGAGCGCUGGUCGCUGGACUUUCCAUGAGUCUGUUCUUAAUAAGGUACGCGAGUUUGUGCCAGGUGAAGUGGUGAAAGUUAAUGACAGCGUUGACCACGUCCGGAUGUUACAGACUGACCGGGGAGGUUGGAACGAGCUUAUGGUCAAGGUUAUUGGAAGAAAAGGUACGGUAGAGGAGAUUGACGAAGACGGUGACGUUCAAGUUUCAUUUGGAGAUUAUACCUGGACCUUUAAUCCCGAAUGUCUGGGCCCUGGUGAUGGAAAGGCUGAUCAUAUCGGAUAUAAAGAUGAUGAUCCCGGUUUGAAACCACCUGUUGUAAAAGAACAGCGUAAAGAACCAGAGACUGAUGAGGAGAAGAUGGAAGAUCUAUUCGAAAUGAUAAUAACUGGAGAGACAGAGAAAGUCAACAGGAUAAUACAGAAAGAACCACAACUGAUGUUAAUGGACUUGCAAGGAAAAUUUGCUGUUCAUCUUGCCUGUAAGAAUGGACAAAUAGACGUGCUGAAGGCAAUGUUUAAAUGUGCCAGCAAGGAAGCUCUUUUGGAGAUAUCUGAUUCAGAGGAGAAGAUAACCCCUCUACUGGCUGCUGUCAGUGGUGAGCAGAUAGACAUGGUGAAAUUCCUUGUUGAAGAAGGUGCCAACAAAAAGGCUGUUAAUCAUAAUAAACAGGGGGCAGUACAGAUGGCUGUUGCAUGUAAAAAUGUUGCCCUGUUGAAGGUGCUGAGAGAUCUCGAAUUCGACGUCAAUCAAAAGGAUCUCUUGAAACAGUCCCCAGUUGUUGACGCCAUUGUUCAAGGCAAUGAGGAGAUAAUUGACAUCUUACUGGACUGGCCAGACUUAGACAUACAGUUUACAGAUAGUAUCGGCUUCUCUCCUUUCUUCCUGGCAUGCAGAAAGGGCAACCUGAAAGCUGUGCAGAAAAUACUUCAGAAGCGCAUGAUGGAGAUAAAAGAACGUAAAGAGCAAGACGGUUAUACUGGUCUACAUCUCGCCGCCUUUAAUGGAAAUAAAGACGUCGUGGAAUUCCUUAUCAAACAGCCAAUGGUUGAGAUAGACUGCUUGACAAAAGAAGAAAGAACACCUCUUCAUCUUGCCUGUGCAGAAGGCUUCUUUGAUAUUGUGACAGUACUUUUAGAUGGAGGUGCUAAUAUUACCAUCUGUGAUGCAUCAAAGAAGAAUUCGUUGCAUAUCUAUCUAGAGGGGGCCGGUGCUAAAGACACAGAACAAGUUGCGGACUUCACACGAAUGGUUGAAUAUCUGAUAGACAAUGGUGUAUCAGCCGAUGGUCUUGACGAGGCAGAGAAACGACCUGCGGAGUAUGUCAGUGAAAGAAUGAAUGAAACAUACCAAAGUAUCGUUGCGAAAAGGUUUGGGCAAGACAAUAUUGAUAAGGAAAACGAACGAUCGCAAAACAAGGGACCAUCAAGUUUACCGAAAACCGGAAGUGUCAGAGAAGAACCAGAUACAAGUAGGAUGGCUCGAAGCGCGAUAGGUCGUGGGCAGAGGUCAGAGGAGAUCAGUGGAGCUAAUUCAGGACCACCUAGGAUAGAGGAUAUGAGAGGUGUACCAGUUGGAUUAGGUCAAGGUCAGUCAAGAGAUAAGACAGUGGAAGAACAAGAAAAAGCACAAGGUGAUGACAUUGACGGAGAAGAAAGCCAGAAUGACCCAGAAAUAUGUGAAUCAUGCGAGGAUGAACCGAUACGGUUUAAAAUGGAACCAUGUGGACACUUCCUGUGUGCAGACUGUAUACCUAGAAAGAAACAAAAGAAAAAGACAUGUGCUGUAUGUGCAGAAACAGCCCUUGAAGUUGUUGAAAUCAGACAUUAGAUAAAAACAUGAACAUUUUCAAAGAACAUAGAAAAACACAAUAUAUAUAUUGAGAUAUGUUUUCUUAAAGUUGCAUUGGUAGAUUGAGGAAUUAUUAUUACUGUACUUUGUUUACGAUUGGAAGUUUUAGAUAUAAAAUCUCGGAUUUGUAAAAUGCAUCAUAUCUGAAGUUUCUAAAUACAUUCUCUAUAUGCGC